Macrobrachium nipponense is the source of this 1152-nucleotide messenger RNA. RefSeq names its product KRAB-A domain-containing protein 2-like. The transcript has a single exon. The record is from RefSeq and is a predicted model, not a curated record. NCBI's taxonomy places the organism in Eukaryota, Metazoa, Arthropoda, Malacostraca, Decapoda, Palaemonidae. Gene Ontology annotation, biological process: DNA integration. The coding region runs from base 1 to 1152 and encodes 383 amino acids. Gene Ontology annotation, molecular function: nucleic acid binding.
AUGUUCAUAAGUUUUUGCAUUGAGUGUCAAGAGAAGAAAAAACGUAGAGUACAUAAUGGUCUGGUGGUGAAGCCUGUUAGAAGCGAGACUAUUUUUUCUCGAUGCCAAAUUGACUUGAUCAAUUUUCAAACAUUACCUGAUGGGGAAUUUAAAUAUAUUCUGACCUUCAUCAACCAUUUCAGGAAGUUUUGUGUGCUGCGGCCCCUUACAUCAAAACGAGCUGAGGAGGUUGCUAACACGCUUCUCCCAAUAUUUUUCACCUUUGGCGCUCCCGUUAUCCUGCACUCGGAUAAGCCUGAACUUAAGCUCGUCACUGGUCGGCCGCGCCACCCACAAAGCCAAGGUGCAGUUGAAAGAUUGAAUGGAGUCAUUCAAGACAAAUUAAAAAUUUGGAUGCACGAAAACAAGUCCAGCAUGUGGAUGGUUGGGGUCCACUUUGUCCAGUGGCAAAUAAACAUUUCGGAACAUGAAACCAUAAAAACAAGUCCGUUUAAAGUCAUGUUCGGGAUCGAACCCAAGGUAGGCCUAUCAUCCACUGUUAUUCCACCUAAUAUGCUCGGCAAUAUAAGAACUGAAGAAUAUUUAGACACCAUCCUCCAAAAUGAAGCCGAAGGGGCGGCUGAUGAAGAGGAACAAGAAGGAGAGGAGGAACAGGAAGGAGAAGAGGAACGAGAUGGAGAAGAGGCGCUGCAAUUCGCUGAAGCUCGGCAACUGGCUGCAGCCGGCCAAGAAAAAACCGCACUUAGAAUGACAAGGAAGACAAAACACCUCUUAAGUGCCCUACAAGUGGGUGACAACGCGACGCUGAAAGUUCCCGAGUUUGAUCGUGGGCCGAGUGACAGCAGGAACCUCCUGGUUGCGGUACUGCAGAGAGACGAGGACCUGUACCAGGUAGGCUGCAGAGAAGGACGCAUAACCACCCGGUACACGGCAGCUGACAUGGACCCCGUUAAGGAGAAGCUCCUCACCCCAGAUGAGGUUCCCGACGUUGAAAUGGCUUUGAGAACCGCUGUAACCAGGUACACAGGAGGCCAAGGGUAUGUGAUGUGUGCCUGUAAAACAAAUUGCACAGCUUCCAGAUGCUCCUGCACAAAUAAGCUGUUAAAAUGUAACUCUCGUUGCCACCCUGGUCGUUCUUGUAGCAAUAUUUAA